Molecule: messenger RNA, 1319 nt
Organism: Sceloporus undulatus (fence lizard)
Lineage: Eukaryota; Metazoa; Chordata; Lepidosauria; Squamata; Phrynosomatidae
Product: proline-, glutamic acid- and leucine-rich protein 1-like
Exons: 3
Biological process (GO): rRNA processing
Cellular component (GO): nucleus
Source: RefSeq, a predicted model, not a curated record
AAGGGCUGCUCCAAGAUGAUCUGGCCGGCCCCCCUGCAAACACAAAGAGUCCUCUGCAGAAGUAGUCCCUGGGGCCAGAGUCUGUCGGUGGUGGCUGUUUCCAUUGCUGACCUCUCUUUUCUCUUUCUGUUUCUGCUGCAGAGGCUGCAAGAGCUGGUGGUCCUGCUGCUGAUCCGCUUGGGCCAGGCUGAACCUCUCCUGGGCUCUCCCUAUCUCAGUGCUGCCUGCCGCCGUGAGCUGUACCGCCUGCUGCUGGCCCUGGUCUUGGCCCCGGCCCCCUCCUGCCCACCGCCUCUCCACUGUGCCCUGCGCCUCUUCAGCCAGGGCCGUGCAGAUCCCAACCUGCAGGUGUCGACCUUCUGUGCAGAAGCCCUGGUCAUCUGCAAUGCCCUCCUCCACCCGCGGGUGCCCUCCCUGCAGCUCCCCCUGGCCAGCCCCCCGGGUCCCCCACCUGGCUCUUCCGAGGUCUCCCCUGCUGCAGCCGCAGCUGCCUCCCCCUCCCCAUUCCGUCCAGCCCCCCCUCUGCCCUUCGCAGCCCCCCGGUUCCCUGCCCCUCCCCCAGCCUCCCCCUCCGCACUGCCCUCUUCGGCCAGUUCUCUGGGCCUGCCACUGACCGGCCUGGGCUCAGCCCAGUUGCCUCCCCGCCUGACUCCCGAGGAGCCUGUCCUGCCCCCCUCACCCUGCACAGCGGAGGCAGCCGCUCUGGCAGCAGGGGCCAAGCUCCGCCGCUCUGUCUUUGUCCACUACGACAAGGAGGAGGAAGAGGACGUAGAGAUCUCACUGGACAGUGAUUCAGACGAUAGUGUGGUCAUCGUGCCCAAAGGGCAGCUGGGGAAGACAGCCAGCAGCAGCGCAGGUGUUGGGGCGGCAGCAUCGGCAGCGGUAUCAGUGCCAGUGGCAGCGGCGUCAAUGGCGGCAUCUGUGCCUGCGCCUCCCCUGCCCUUGCCCCCGCCUGUGCUGCCCACUGUUCCCACCUCACCUCCCUGCGUAGCCCCUGAGGAGGGUUCUCUGGAGCCCGUGGUGCCACCUCUACCCCCAGGGCCCCCGGUGGUCCCUGCCCCUGUUCCCACUCCUUCCUCCUCCUCUUCCUCUGCGGCCAUGCUAAUGCCCCCCUCCCCAGCCCCUGCGGCCAGUGACCUCCUGUUCCCAACCCUGGUGGAUGAAGACCCCACGGUCAUCAACAUCAAUAGCAGCGAGGAGGAGGAGGAGGAUGAAGAGGAUGAGGAAGACUUCCCGGAGGAGGAGGAGGAAGAGGAGGAGGACUACUUUGAUGAUGAUGAGGAGGAGGAGGAAGAAGAGUUUGAUGAAGAGGAAGGAGU